AUGGCACCUCACAGACAAUGUGCGUUGGAAAAACCUUUGACUCAUUCCGAAUUACUUGAGGAUGCUCAAGAAUUAACCGAAUUGGAGAGCAUUCUCGAAGAUUUAGAUCUCAAUAAAAGGUUUACUGACGAAAAAAUAACCAAUGAAUAAAAUACAGUUCAUUAGGAAUAAGCAAGGAUAAGCGAGGCUGUAUAGGUUGUGAGUCAAAAAUUAAAUGCAAUUGUAACUCAAACUAAAUUCUAAGUAGUAUUAUAAGAUGAAACUUCAGUGAACUUGAGAAAGAACUAAGGAGGAUCAGACACCCAGACCAUCAAGAGCAUUUUAAAAAUUAAUCAAACCAAGUCCUAAAAAUCAGUUCAUAGACCAAAAUAAGUUACUAUUCAAAAAAAGGUCUCUUUUGAGGUUAGAUUAUUAAGACACAAAAACAAUAAACUUUUUAUGUGA
Molecule: messenger RNA, 444 nt
Organism: Paramecium octaurelia
Lineage: Eukaryota; Ciliophora; Oligohymenophorea; Peniculida; Parameciidae
Source: the annotation of a GenBank genome assembly